CUGUUGUAAUGCAAUCAUCAUGUCCACCGAAACCAUAACAAAACGCCUGCACAUAUCUGGACUCACAACACCCGCCAUCACACCCGCUGACCUUGCAAAGCGACUCGGCGCCUUUGGCAGGGUUAUCUCGCUCGAUGGUUUUGGGAAACUUGAUGCACUAGGCCAACUGAGGCCUUUCGGGUACGCGACGAUUGAAGGUCACAAAACAGACUUGGCGAGAUGCGUAAAUGUACUGAGUGGAACAGUAUGGAAGGGCGCCAAGCUCCGUAUUGGAGAUGCAAAACCAGAUUUUCGUGAGCGACUCGCCUCCAUCCCCUCUCCACCACCCAAAAAACGCCGUGCCAAUUCCAAGGUAGGUACCCACGCACCUGAUAUGUCACUGAUCACGCCUGAGACAGCACUUACCCGAGGGGGGUGGAGGGUCACCGAGAUGGGACGUGUGGUGAGAGUCAUGAGGAUGAGACCUGAGAAAGCUUUGGAGCCGCCCCGGGCACUUGCCAGUGCAGGGACCAAGAAGCGUGACAAGGAUGGGAAACUUGGGACAGGGAGACGCAAAAAACGCGUCAAACUUCCCGCUACGCGUGCGCGCCGCCGGACGAUCGAUCCGACGCGUUGGGACUCAACACACCUGAAGGGUAUCUGGUUGGAUGCUGAGGUAGCGGGCGCAAUGGAUGUUGUAGACCACGCCAAUGGGUCCGUAAUACCGAGAAAAAGACAUGCUGAAGAGGCCAAGAGCAGUGACAAUGAACAGGACACUGAAAGCGCACAUAGCACCGAGGAUGAAGGUGAUGACCACGAGUCCCCACCACCGCCCGUCCCAAAAUCUAUCGUUUCUCCACUCCCAUUACCAGUGCUGUCCUCCUUUCCCACCGCUCGUCCACCCAUCACUGAAGCCGCGACUGGAGAAAUUCCCUCCCUCGCACAAGAGAAGCUCACCUCUCUCGCAUUCCUUCACUCCCUUUUCGACAAAGACGGGGAUGAAGGAUGGGGUGGACAGGAGACCUUGUCUGAUGUUGAAGAUGCGCGUCUUGAGGGUAAAGGCAAGGCGAGGGAAACUGAGACACGGAUGGAUGUGGGUGGGGGCGAUAUCGAGAUCGAGGAAGUUCCGCAAGCGAAAUACGAGGAUACGGAGAUGGGAUCAGACACGGCGAUGUCUCCGAUCAAAUCGCAGUCUCGCCCUACAUCCACGUCAGAGCCGUCUGCUCAGAACCAGAAGCAAACAAUGCUAAAAGAUCUGUUCGCACCGAGGGAGGAGGAAGCCGGAUUUUCAUUACUCGGUCAUCUCGACCUCGAUUUUGAAGAGGAAGACAUUCUCGGGAUUUCAGAUCUUCCCCACCUCACUCAACCAGAUCACGCGCUGGCUCUCCCCCACGCAGUCUCCAUUCCUCGUGAACAACCACAAGUACAUCCAACGCUAGACCCGAAUUUCCCCUUCUUCUUCCCUCUCCCAUCAACCCUCCGUUCGCGUUCCUCCAACACAAGAAAUACACCUCAAGACAUAUUCUCCCUUUUCCCUUGCGGGAAGCAAGACAGAAGCGGCGAGCCUUUCUCCCGCACCCAAAAUACCUCCGAAAUCCACUCCCAGUGGGAAGCUCAAAAGGGUGCGCUGACAAGGGAGUGGAAGGCUCGGUGGAGAGAGGCUUCGAAGGGGAAGAGAGGGAGGGAUGAGUGAAUGUGUUCAAGUGAGGGAGUUUGGAGUCAGAAGGUUCUCGCUCUAAGAGCAUCUCUGGGGUCUGUAAUGCGGGCAUCAUGAAAUAGUGUACUGUCUCUUCCUUGCUCUUCAUCUCGCAUCCGGAAUUUUUGUUUGCUCCGCUUGCGAAGAAAGUGAUCUUCCAAUAUAGCUUCGGUACU
Molecule: messenger RNA, 1851 nt
Organism: Suillus clintonianus
Lineage: Eukaryota; Fungi; Basidiomycota; Agaricomycetes; Boletales; Suillaceae
Exons: 4
Coding region: 20-1672 (550 amino acids)
Molecular function (GO): RNA binding
Source: RefSeq, a predicted model, not a curated record